AUGAAAGGACCGAAUCCCGCCAGUAUGGGCUCCUUCGGCAUCUGCUCGCGUUGCAUGAGAGCUAUUCGCCAAAGCGUCCGACACGACAAUUUGGUGUUGGCAAAAUCACCAGCUUCCAGCCGUCGAUAUUUGUCGUUCCAACAAACAGAACCGAGACUCCAGACUCAAAACGCGAAGGCGAGCAUACAAAUCAACGUUCCCACCGCAACUCCCACCAACACGACCAAUUUGAAGGCUGAAGUUCCUGGGGAUGCCCCGAAGGGGGCAGCACCACAAGAGCACACCAAAUCCAAAUCACCCAAGAGAUCAGAACUCCCACCAGGACCCAGCGUCGCACACAUGCAGGCACAGAUACAGCAGUCCCUACAACGCCCGGCGGUGACCAACCCUCUUGCCACUCGAGUAGCUCAGAGCCUGCGCAAGACCGCACAGGGGACGACGCAGACGUACAUCACAUAUGGCGAGACGGAGACUCUUUUCAAAUCCUGUGCAGCACAGGCGGAUUACACUAUACCCGAGGAUCAGCGCAUGGGCAUACUUACAGGGAAGGGGCCUCCCAAGACGGCCGAUGGGGUGGACCUUGGCCACCGGGUGGGAGACACCUGGUGGUUCGACACGAUAGGUCUGCCGCCCACCUUUUCCACCUGGUCCCAGGUCGCAUUCCUCCACAUGUACAUCAUCACGGUGCGGAUGCGUGCAGUCGAUACGAGGUCCGAGUUCCAAGACUAUCAGCGCUAUCUGAUCGAGCACUUCUCCCAUACCGCCGAGGAUAAGAUGGUCCUACUGCACAACAUGUCCGCUCGGGGCGUGCGAAAUAAAUACCUCAAGGAUCUGUUUCUGCAGUGGCGUGGUAUUCUGGCCGCGCACGAUGAGGGUUUGAUCAAGGGUGAUGCUGUACUUGCUGGCGCUGUCUGGCGAAACCUCUUCCGUGGGCAGGAAGAUGUGGAUUGGGAGAAGGUUGCCCUCGUGGUAGCCUUCAUCCGAAGAGCAAUUGCCAAAACAGGGAAUCUGGAUAUAAAGACCAUAGUCAGGGGUGUCGAUGGGCCUGAGGGCAUUUGGGCUCAAAGUCAGCGGCCACUGCAAGAGCUCGUAGGCCACCAGAGUGGACUCCUGAAGGAACCUUUGGCUGAUUGA
Exophiala spinifera is the source of this 1134-nucleotide messenger RNA. RefSeq lists its product as uncharacterized. Gene Ontology annotation, biological process: mitochondrial respiratory chain complex III assembly. The record is from RefSeq and is a predicted model, not a curated record. The transcript is spliced from 2 exons. Lineage: Eukaryota; Fungi; Ascomycota; Eurotiomycetes; Chaetothyriales; Herpotrichiellaceae. Gene Ontology annotation, cellular component: mitochondrion. Bases 1 to 1134 code for a protein of 377 amino acids.